Messenger RNA from Seriola aureovittata, 6392 nucleotides. Its product is annotated as transcriptional regulator ATRX-like. The record is from RefSeq and is a predicted model, not a curated record. Gene Ontology annotation, cellular component: nucleus. Lineage: Eukaryota; Metazoa; Chordata; Actinopteri; Carangiformes; Carangidae. Gene Ontology annotation, molecular function: ATP binding; ATP hydrolysis activity; ATP-dependent chromatin remodeler activity. Bases 128 to 5869 code for a protein of 1913 amino acids. The transcript is spliced from 35 exons.
ACGGACCGUUCACUGGCUGUUGUUGGUUCUGCCUUCAGCUUCGCCUGUGAUGGGAAAUGGGACGCAGAUUGAGCGCCAUACUCUUAUUACCAGAUUAUUCCAGUAUCAUGAGACGACAAGGAUUUGAAUGACUUCGGUUGUUCACCUGCUUCGCGAUAUGUCUACAGCGAUGCUCAGUACUACUACCAACAAGCUGAAUGUAUUGGUCAACAAGCUGCAUGAGUACUUGGCUCACUCCACUGUUGAGGACAGCAAUGGCAAACCAACCCUAGAGGAUUCUGAAGGUCUGACAAACUGGAGCUGCUCUGUGGGAACAGGUCAUACUGCAGCAGAGGCAGGAGUGGAUGCCAGGUACUCAAGAAGAAAACCUUCUGUUGUCAUAAAGCAUUCUGGUCUGGAUGAGUCUGGGGACUCAAAUGCAAGUGUGGACUUGGAUUUACCAUUUAAUGCAAAUGGUCACCUUGAUAUGACUAGACUGCCUAAAGGCACUAUAUUAGUCAGGCCUGAACCAGUUGAUAAUGGAAGAGAUGACUUCAGGGGUCCUGAGUUUCGCAGCCGCAAAUCCGGUGUACUGCGGAAAGAUUUCUCAAGAAGACGUGGAGGAGUUGAACACAUCGGAAUUGUCAGUUGCACUGCAUGUGGCCGACAAGUUAACCACUUCCAGAGAGAUUCCCUCUACCGGCAUCCAGUUCUGAAAGUACUUAUUUGCAAGUCUUGCUACAAGUAUUACUUAAGUGACGACAUCAGUAAGGAUGGAGAUGGAAUGGAUGAGCAGUGCAGAUGGUGUGCUGAAGGAGGAAAUUUGAUCUGUUGUGACUUCUGUAGUAAUGCCUUUUGCAAGAAGUGCAUUCUAAGAAAUUUGGGAAGGAAGGAGCUGUCUGGCAUCUUGGAGAGUAAAUGGUACUGCUAUGUGUGUAGUCCGGAUCCCCUUUUCGACUUGGUUGUGGCCUGUGACAAUGUCCUGGAGAGCAUGGAGCAUCUGUGGCAUCAGCAGCGCAAGAGGAACCGAGCGGAGCCAGGGAAAUCUGGACUUUAUCACAUGUUGCCACACUUGCCACAAAACAUUCCUUUGGAUAAAUGGGAUCACACUGGUAUGGAUGGUAACGUGGUUUUCAACUAUAACACACUGCAGAUUCCCAAGGACUUGACCAAAAAGGCCAAACACUUAGUGGACACAACAAACACCUUAAACCGAACAUUUGUCAAUUUCAUUCAUACUGUGACAAGAAACAAACAAGCACCUGGUGUUCGCCAGCUGUAUCUGAAGUCUUUUUUGUCAGUAGUUAAAGGCUUGCGAAAAUCACUUGUCAUACUUGAGGAUAGCCUGAAGGAAGAAUUCAGUGACUUGGAUGUAUUGAACUGUUGGGAAAAGUUCCUUAGUGAUGACUUUGAUGCACAAACUGUAACAGACACAGAGCCGGAGAUCUCUGAAGAAAGAUGCUUUGGCAACUUGCAGAAAUUGGCAGCUGAACAUUUGGAAAACGAUGAUGAUUCUGACUCCAAGGGUUUCGUAGAUGGGAGAAGUACAUAUGACUGCCCUGGGGAAGACAUGGAUUCAGAUUCACAUGAAGCCAGGCAGAGUUCACAAAACAUUGGCCCGAAGCUGUCAGAAACAGGGGUCAACAUGACUAAAAAAUUAGUAGUAAAACUUACACCUGUACCUAUGGAUCAGAAGCCUUCCUCUCAUGCCCCAAAGAUGGAGGAGGGCAUCCACAUGAAGGAUAAACAGUCUGAGGGAAAAGAUGUACCAGAAGAUAAAGAGACAGCUGACAGCAAGAUGAGCAAUGACAAUUCUAGUGCAUUUCAACACUUAGAAGAGGAACAUGGCAAGAGACGGUCUCCUCGCGUAAAGACGACCCCUUUGCGCCGACCAAGUGAUGUCACAGGCAAAUCGUCUCUUACUGCAGCAGACAGUGACAGUGACUCUGACCCAGAGGAAACUCCCAGCACAGUACCUGCAAAAAACACUGAAGAACAAAGUCUAAGCAGAGCAAGAGACGACUCUGACUCAGAUGAAGUCCCUGCAGCUCUGCUUGAGCGAGCAGCUCUGACGCAAAGCUCUGAUGACCCGCAGAGUGAUGAGGAUGGUGGAAAAGCGUCAACUAAGGUGGCCAAGAAAUGUCUCUUUUGGCUCACUAAGAACACCCCGAUGUCGCCAGAGAAGAUGCGCCGCAAACGCAAGAUGCUGGACCGCUCCCCCAAGUCUGACUCAAGUGACAGAAGAGUCAAAGCUCGAAGGGAAAGUGGGACAGAUUUCUCCAGUGAUGAGCAAGACUCCCAGAAGAAAAUGCAACACUUGAAAAGGCUGAGGUCAAUAGGGAAGCCUCACCUCAUCAAAAGAGAGGAGAAAGGUGUGGCUAAAAAGCACGAUAGGAUACAGGCUGGGAAGUCUAAGGCUAAAUCUCGUCAGGAAGCAAUGGAGUCGUCAACCUCAUCGAGUGAAGAUGAACGUGAUGAUGACUCUGGAAGUGACGGAAGUGAUCAGAAGAUAAAGCCGAUCACUGAAGAUGAGGCCUUACUGGGAGCAGCAGCAUUCCACCAAUCAUCAGGAGAUGAGGAGCACUCCGGGCUCUCGUGGGCAGCAGAAGAUGAUGAUGAUCCAGAAAAUAGAAUCGCUAAGAAAAUGCUAUUGGCCCAAAUCAAAGCCAACUACUCCUCGGGUGAUGAUAUCUCUUCGGAUGAGGAAACGCAGGAGGAUGAAUCUGAUGAGUCGGACGAUAACAAGGAGGUCAGACAAGGCAAUAAGGAUAAUGGAACAGAUGAAAAUGGGGAAGACUUGGCCUCAGAAUCAUCUGACACCAUGUCCGGUGGGCCAAAGACAAGGCAUCAUCUGCUACGCCACAAACUCACCUUGGAUGAGGAAACAUCAAGUAAUAAGGCGGCGGCAGAGAGUGAAGUAGGAAAGCAGGAGAGCAAGAAAAAAGCCAGCAGCAAAUGUCUGAGCUCUGAUGGUGGAAGCAGUGGUGACAAUACAGAGUCGAACCUGGAUGACCUUGGCAUGAGCGAGGAGCUGAGUCAGUCAGAGGAUGAGACAGAAGAAGAAAAGCUUAAAAGCUCCAGAUUAACCAGGAAAGUGAAGGAAACACCCCGUAGUUUCAAACAGACGAAAGAAGUGCCCUGCAUUUUAUUGUCUGACACAAGCACUGAAGAGAGUGAUCAAGAGGAUGGAGAAGAGGAUGGAGAGGAGGAUAUCGACUCUAAGGGCACUCCCAAAAGACGCAAAAAGAUCCGCAAAAUCAUUGAAGAUGUGAAUCUUCGUGCUGAGACCCAGGAAGCGCUGAGAGAGGAGGAGGAGAGAUGCAAACGGUUGGCAGAUCGGGAUCAACAAAUGGAAGACAGGAGAGAGGUAUUUGUUAUAGCGGAUGAGCUGUCUCAAGUGGCGUGUCCCAUCACCACCAAGCUGGUCCUGGAUCAGGAUGAGGAGACCAAGAAGCCCCUUGUUCAGGUGCACAGGAACCUGGUGACAUGCCUGAAGCCUCACCAGGUGGAUGGUGUCCAGUUUAUUUGGGACAGCUGUUGUGAGUCUGUAAAGAAGGCCAACUCUUCUCCAGGAUCAGGCUGUAUACUGGCACAUUGCAUGGGCCUGGGGAAGACUCUGCAGGUGGUAACAUUCCUCCACACAGUCCUGCUGUCGAGAAACCUGAAAUUCAGAACAGCCCUGGUUGUGUGUCCACUUAAUACUAUCCUCAACUGGGUCAGCGAGUUCAAAAAAUGGCAAGGAACCAUGGGAAAGGACACAGUCAAGGUUACAGAACUGGCUACAAUAAAGCAUCCUUCAGAACGACUUGGAGCUCUGCAGAGUUGGCAGAGAGAUGGAGGUGUUUUGAUAAUUGGUUAUGAGAUGUACCGCAUCCUGUCACUAGGCCAGAAAAUCAACAACGAGCAGUGGAAGACAGAGUUAAAGAGCAUACUGGUGGACCCCGGCCCAGACAUUGUGGUUUGUGACGAAGGGCACAUCCUGCGCAAUGAUGCGUCCAAUAUCUCCAAAGCUAUGAAUGCUGUCACGACCCGACGAAGAGUGGUGCUAACUGGCACACCACUGCAAAAUAACCUGAUUGAGUACCACUGCAUGGUCAAUUUCAUCAAGAAGAAUCUCCUGGGCUCAUUGGGCGAAUUCCGAAACCGGUUUAUCAACCCAAUACAGAACGGGCAAUGUGCUGACUCCACGCCAAGAGAUGUCAGAAUCAUGAAGAGGCGAGCACAUGUACUUCAUGCAAUGUUGGCUGGAUGUGUGCAGAGAAGAGAUUACUCUGAGUUGACACAGUUUCUACCUCCCAAACAUGAGUACGUGCUGGCGGUGAGGGUUUCCCCGCUUCAGUAUAAGUUGUACCGCCACUACCUUGACCACGUCGCUGGUGUGGGUUCAAUGGUUAACGCAGCAAAGAUAAGGACUAGAGCAAACCUGUUCAAGGACUUUCAGGUGCUCAGCCGAAUUUGGACUCAUCCCUGGUGCCUUCAGCUCAGCUAUGUCAGCAAAAUAAAAAAGGGACAUUUUGAAAAGAAGAACCAAGUUAAAGCAGCAGCUCUGCUGAGAAAUGAAGAUGUCACUCUGCCUGAGAGUGGACUGAAAGAGAACGAAGGAACAGAAGAGACAAACCCCAACAACAGUACAAUGGUUAGCGCUGCUGUGUCCAAAGGCGCUCUAGUAGUGGAAGGAGAGAAAGCAACCACUAGCUCAAAGUCUCAGAGUGCAGAUGAGGGCUGGUAUAAGAAUCUGCUGUCUGAUGUGGAUGCCAAAAUCCUGGAGCACUCAGGGAAGAUGGUGCUCUUGUUUGAAAUUCUCAGAAUGGCCGAAGAUCUUGGGGAUAAAGUGCUUGUGUUCAGUCAGUCCCUGAUCUCAUUAAACCUAAUUGAGGAUUUUCUACAGGCUUCUCACAAUGCAAGAAGCCCAUCAUCAUCCAAAGCAGGCAGCUGGAUUAAAAACAUUGAUUAUUACCGUCUGGAUGGCUCCACCAAUGCUACAUACAGGAAGAAAUGGGCAGAUCAUUUCAACAGUGCUGCCAAUGUCCGCGGACGAUUGUUUCUCAUCUCAACGAGAGCUGGCUCGCUUGGCAUAAACCUCGUGGCAGCCAACAGGGUCAUCAUUUUUGAUGCCUCAUGGAAUCCCUCCUAUGACAUACAGAGCAUAUACAGGGUGUACCGCUUCGGUCAGCUGAAACAAGUGUGUGUGUACCGCUUCUUAGCUCAGGGCACAAUGGAGGAGAAGAUCUAUGAUCGUCAGGUGACCAAGCAGUCUUUGUCCUAUCGAGUGGUGGAUCAGCAGCAGAUUGAGAGGCACUUCACCCUUUUUGAACUGACUGAACUGUAUAUAUUUGAGCCGGACCUGCUGAACGACCCAAACUCUAAGAAAAGCAAGAGACCCAGUUCUGUUUCGCCGAAGGAUAAGGUCCUGGCACAACUGCUGCAAACCUGUAAAGACCAGAUAGUGUCCUACCACGAGCAUGAAUCUCUGCUGGACCAUAAACAAGAGGAGGAGCUCAGUGAAGCAGAACGCAAAGAUGCCUGGGCUGAGUACGAGGCCGAGUCAAACACAUCCAACCUUUCAGUCAGUGUGAGCCAGGAAACACUGGAGAAGAGGAGCAAUGAAGAAUUAUUGGAAUUGCUUAACAAGUGCAGAAAAAAUGUAUCGGUGGCCUUCUUGUCAAUGCAGAAGACGAAGUCUCACACUAUUGAAGACUACCUGUUAAAAGUGUGGCACCAGUAUCCUCAACUGCCUGAAGACCACAUUAAGACCAAGGCUGAGAUUUGGAGGCUGUGUGAUGAGAAGGAGCAGGAGCGUAGACAGGCCUUUUAUCGAGAAAUCCUUGCACAGCAACAAACCCUCACACUCAGCAUUCAGGCCAUACUGAACAGUCGAAGAAAUCAGUGAGGCAGACGACCAUGAUCAUUGUGAACCAGCCCAGACAGACUGUGAUUGUACUGGUAAAACACAGCAAUGCCUUUGUUCUUUAUUACAUUAUAGGGACCUUCUUUAAUCACUGCUGUACCAGUGAAUUGAAUGUAUCAUUAACCAAUAUGGUAACGAGAGUACACUGCACCCAAAACAUUAAAACAACAUAGCAGCAGCAUGUAAUCAGGUGUCAUAGAACCAUAUCUCCAAUCCUUAAGAGUUUCAAGUGUCACAUUAUUGCAAUGUUCAGUUUUGAUUUGUAACACUCUGAGCACUUUAACUUUCAUAGGAUAUGUAGUUAAGUUGUACAAAUGAUAGUGUUGGCAAAAACCUUGUAGUUCUUCAGCUGCUUCUCACCGAAAAUAAUAUUCUGUGGAGAACAUAAAGUUGAUGGUUUCAACACUGGAUGUUUACUAUACAUGCCUUACCUUUUCUAUUGUUUAACAUUUAUAUGUUUCUUACCAGUUGUUAUAAUUCUUUAAUAAAUCAACAAAAAACCUAA